AGUACGAGAGUGGCGCCGUGCGGCGCGCGCGAAGGAGAUCGAGCGCAAAGCGCGAGCGACCAAUCACAGCCGAGACUUACCGAGCACCCGAGCACCGCCAUGUUGAAGCUCGCGGGACUCGUGCGAUCGGUCGAUUCCUCUCCUCCGCUCGAGCUUCGUCGCUUACGUUUUUGCAUGUAUGUGCUGCCGGCUUUAUUACGCGCGAAAUGGCGCGACGCUCCGCUCGCGCGUCGCGCCUCCCCUCGCCAGUCCACCCAUUCUCCUGGUACCGGUCUAUCCGCGGCGCGAAGGGCGCGCGGGGUCGCUGCAAGUUUGCCGCCGUCGAAUCGCGCGAGUGAAGUCGGAGGUCGGUGCAAGGAUCGGUGUGGAGGUUCGAGAAGCAUGACGCGGUGCUGACGUUUAUAUCGCAGGCGUAUCGCCGCGUAUGCACCUCGCAGGAGCAGAUUCGAGUCGGCCGCCGCCGCCGCCGCCGCCGAGAAGCCGUAGCCUGAGAGACACGUUGCCUACGUGACUCUCGGGGCGUAGACGAUGCCUCACGAUUCGCGCGAAGCGACGCAGGCGACGUCGUACGGCGAGGUGAGAGGAGCUGAAGCGGGUCGGCUCGUCGCCGCGGUGGUGGGGUUGGCCGGAGUGUUAGUAAGCAGAGCGGCCAUCUUGUCGUGUUCAGUCGGAAACCAACUGCCGAGCAGUGAGGGAUGGUGUAGAGAGGAGACGAGAGGUCAGAUGUGUUAGGCGAAGGAUUUUUUAAUGCGCUUCCGAGCCCGGCUGCCGCUACGUGCGAGAGGCUGUGCGAUAGCGACGACGGAGCCACAACGACCACCGCGGGAUUUUCGCGUGCGAAAAGGCCCGGUGCAUCCGGUUAAAAACCUUGUGUGGAGGGGGAGCUGCGGAGGAGCAGGAGCAGGAGCAGGGGGAGGAGGAGGAGGAGGAGGAGGUGGAGGAGGACGAGCGAGAGGCUGACUGCGAGCCUAGCUUCUCAUCGGCGAAAAGGCUUGGCCGCUUGGUUGUGUUGAGAGAGGAGUGGACGAGAGAGAUACGCGGCGAAGAGGAGAGUGAGAAGAAGACCAGCACGUAGGAUGACCGACCGAGAGAAAGUGCAGUGUCAAAGUCUGUGAUAGUAUUUAUUCGAAAACAACAACAACAACAACAACAAGGUUUCGCGCGUCUGUAGCGAAACAUCGUCGGCAACAGCAGCAGCAGCAGCAUCUCUCGUGGACAGUGUCAUCGUCGUUCGAGAGAUAGAGAUAGAGAUAGAGAGAGAAAAGAGAGAGAGAGAGAGAGGAGAGAAAGAGAGAGAGAGGAGAGAGGCAGGACGAAGAGGAAGAGGACGAAGAGUCGUGUGCGCUGAGAGAGACGAAGCUGCGGAGUGUGAAGAGAGACACGUAGAAGAUAGACUUUAUAUAUUUAUUUAUAUCUGUGAUACCGACGCGCUGAUAUACAUCAACCCUCUUCGCGCGAGAUACGAAGACGUGGACGAGCGAGAGGAGCAGAGAGGGGGAGAUUAUAUCAGUCUCUUAGUAGAUAGGCGUUUUUGUAAAUACGACUGACUCUUUUUUAUAAUUACUGCUAGCGGUGCGAGUCGUGAGACAGAGAAAGAGAGAGACAGAGAGAGAGAGAGAGAGAACAGAAAACGCGUGCACGGACGGAUCUCUCAUUGGAGGUGAAUCGCCGGAAAACUCCCAGAUAUUGUCCGAACAAGCAGCAUCACGCGGUCGCAGGGAAACAUGGUGGAGAAGAUCUUGGAGGAGAGAGAGGACGGCACUCAGGAGGCCGGACGGGGCGACGGUACCUGCCGGGACGUGGCGUCGACGGGGGAGUCUAUGAGCGCGGUGCAAGCCCGUCAGGAAGAAGCGAGACGCAAGAGGCGCAGGAAGAGACGCUCCGGCUCAUCCUUGGUGUCCUCCUGCUUCCAAGAACUGUACAAAUUGACUGGUGAGGUACUCGGUGAGGGCGCUUACGCCUCGGUCCAGACAUGCACGUCCCUCUACACGGACCUUGAGUAUGCCGUGAAGAUCAUCGACAAGAUCCCCGGGCAUGCUCGCGCCAGGGUAUUCAAAGAGGUCGAGACGUUCCACCAUUGCCAGGGUCACCCGAAUAUCAUUCAGUUGAUCGAGUUCUUCGAAGAUGAGGAGAAGUUCUACCUGGUAUUCGAGAAAGUCAACGGUGGUCAGCUGUUGAACAGAAUCCAGGAGCGAGUUCACUUCACCGAGAGGGAGGCGAGUCAGAUCAUCAAUGAGAUUGCGAGCGCGCUCAACUUUCUUCAUAAGAAAGGGAUCGCCCAUAGAGAUCUCAAGCCGGAGAAUAUCUUGUGCGUGUAUCCGGACAAGUUGACGCCGAUCAAGGUGUGCGACUUCGAUCUCGGUUCAGGCAUCAAGUUCAACAAUUCUUUGUCAAGUCCCGUGGCUACACCGCAACUUUUGACACCGGUCGGUAGCGCCGAGUUUAUGGCGCCGGAAGUGGUCGAGGCGUUCAUCGGCGAGGCCAAUUAUUACGACAAGCGUUGUGAUCUCUGGAGUCUCGGCGUGAUCAUGUACAUCUUGCUGUGUGGCUAUCCGCCUUUCUACGGGAACUGCGGCACCGAUUGCGGCUGGGGUAGGGGCGAGAAUUGUCAGGCUUGUCAGGAAUUGCUCUUCACCAGCAUUCAAGAGGGCAGGUACGAAUUCCCGGACAAGGAAUGGAGGUGCAUCUCUGAGGACGCCAAGGACUUGAUCAGAGGUCUGCUCGUCAAGGAGGCUCACCGAAGGCUCAGUGCAGAUAAUAUUUUGAAACACCCCUGGAUCAAUCCCGGACCGACCUCCGUCGAAACUUGCGAUCGACCACUUACCACGCCUCAUAUCAUAAGGAGGAACAACUCCGCUAGAGAACUCUCAGCAUUCGCUGAGUCCGCAAUGGCUGUGAAUCGUGUGGUACUUCAGCAUUUCUCUCUUAACCUCGAGGAUUUGACGGAGAACAGGGAGCCGCGAUUGUCCACGUCGUCCACCGAUGACGACAAUCAUCCGUACGGACACAUGUCCGACUCAAGCAGCGAACUGUCCGAGAACAGCAAGCACUUCGCGACGCAUUCCUCCAGCGAGUUCGACGCCACGCGAACGCAGAAGUCGUCCUCCUCCGUGCUCUCCAACGUCGACCUGAGCGAUCCGAAGAUCAUCGGCAAAAAUCGCGUCCUCGGCAAGGACUCGCUGCACCUGUUCGGCUUGUCACCGCCGUGCGAGAGCCGUCUGAUGCAACGUCGUCUGAAAGCGCGCUCGGAUCUGCUCGAACGUCAGUCCGGCAAAGCGGUAAUCGCAUCCCCGAGUGGCUAAGAUGGUUGUUGUAAAGAAAGAAAACAAAGUAUAUCGUCCUUUCUCUCGCUACAGUAUAACUUGUCUCUUUGUAACUUGCACGCGAGAACGCGAAGAUGUACAAUACUUUUUCCAACGGCUUAGAUCGGUAAUGAUAGUAUGUAAAGCGACAAAAAAGAUGUGCCGUUGAGUCUUCGACUCUGCGCGGACGAAGGUAUAUAUUGGAUACGCGAAAAAAAAAAAAUGGAGAGAACAGGCUCUCGAUCGUUUACACAAUAGAGAGCAGUUACGACGGCAAACACAGUAACUCACCAGAUAAAUUCUGUAAGAUCCUGCCGCGAGAUUAUUAUUGGAGAGAAAAAAAAAUAUAUCGUUAUCUUCUUUUUUUUUUUUUUCUUUUUCAGUAGCCGUAAGCCUCAUUUGUCUCUGAAACUUUCCUUUUUAGCGUACGGUUCGGAUGAUAAGCAGAUGUUUUUAUUUCCAAUGUCCAAAGUCCUCCCUCACUUUCUCACGUGUCUCAUCGAUCGCCCAACAAUUAACUUUUAAUCAAUCGGUUAAUAAUAAUAAUAAUCAUCAUGACGUGUUACAUAGAGAGCGUAAAUACACUAAACGUAUUUAAACCAAGAAAAAGGUAAAUAAGAUAUAAGUACACGUACGAUUUCGUUUAGAGCGUAAAUCUUAAUUGUAGCGUGUAAUAACAAGGCAAUGCGCUGUGUGUGCGCAUUCGCGAGAAAGUGUACCUCACUUUACGCGCGGUACGUAAAUAAAAAUCGAUACUUAUCGCGGAUCUUCGGGCGAAAGGGCGGGAAAAAUCCGCUGUUUGACUUCGGCUCUCGACGUCGCGCGCGCGCGCGCGCGAAUAAUCCUUUCGUUUCCCUUGGAAAUAAAAGCAAAUCUGAUUACAUCUAACCCUGUCAAAUCAUCCGCGCUGCGUGUCAUCGGUUAUUCCACGCGGCUUAUGUAUGUACAGUUAUACGUUGCAUAUUGUACAGUAUCUAGGAGGUAUCUACGCAACACACGCGCAUCGACAGCAUCCACAUCACACGUACACACGACACGAACGAGAGAGUCCAUGUACCGAAUCUCACACACUCUUCAUUCAUCCGUACACAUCGACGUGAUUCGCGCGAGUCAGUCUCGCGAUUUGCGCGAGAUGACUCGGGAGAAUGUAUCGUUGCGUCAACCGCCGUUGGCGCGCAGACCUUUAUUCUUAUCGUCACGAUAGUGCACGUCGAGUAAUAACACACACACACACACACACACACACAUAUACACGCAUACACACAUACACACACGCGCGCGCGCACGCGCGUUCAUGUGUAGACAGGCAGAUUACAAAGAAAACGUAAAAAAGCAAAAAAAA
Messenger RNA from Harpegnathos saltator (Jerdon's jumping ant), 4644 nucleotides. RefSeq names its product MAP kinase-interacting serine/threonine-protein kinase 1. The record is from RefSeq and is a predicted model, not a curated record. Gene Ontology annotation, biological process: protein phosphorylation. The transcript has 6 exons. Gene Ontology annotation, molecular function: protein kinase activity; ATP binding. Lineage: Eukaryota; Metazoa; Arthropoda; Insecta; Hymenoptera; Formicidae. The coding region runs from base 1725 to 3302 and encodes 525 amino acids.